ACCUGUGCACAAGCUACAGUCUCUUAAAAAGGUGCUUCAGAGUGAGUUUUGUACAGCAAUCCGAGAGGUGUAUCAAUACAUGCAUGAAACGAUCACUGUUAACGGCUGCCCAGAAUUCCGUGCGAGGGCCACAGCAAAGCUUAAGGAAGGAGAAUGACGUCAUUAAACUCACUAAAUGUCCAUUUGGCACAAGCAAACCUGCGGCUUCACUGUAUCAAGUUCUACAUGGUCUCUGGUACAUCCUGCGGAUGCAAAAGAACCCAUGUCCUCUGGAGAGCGUGAGAAUGCAUUUACACAGGUCAAAAGCCUCCGAUGUAAGUUAGACACGAAAGGCUUCACCUGACACCAGUGAGCCAGAGAUCUUUGUUAUUCAGCUGGGCAAUGGGUAAUUUGCUUGGUGGCAGGUACCGCUUUUGUUCUUUAAAGGAUCAAACCCAGGGAUUACCGAGGUCUCCUUGGAAAGAGUACAGAAAGAGGAUCGUGACAUUUUCUGGAAGAUGGAUCACUAGGAAAUAAUAGUGGUAAUCUGAAGUCGCUCCUGCAGCUCCGCACCUCCUAUUGUACACAUAGAGAAAUGUUUUAACAGAAUGUAACUUUCUCCGUAAAGGGCGUGUAACUUCCUAAUAAUGAUACCAACAAGUGAGAAUACUCAAGACUCUUUCAUUCAACUCCUUUGUGUUCUAUCACCUGUUCUUUGAUUUCUCCCCCGAUAUUUUCAGUCUUCAUCCUGUAACUAAAUAAUGUGGAUUUUUAAGUUUCUUUCUCCCUCCCUAACCCCGGCAAACAGAGGGUAUGAUUACCAUUACAUCAUGCUUUGCUUGUUCUGAAGUGGAACACAUGCAGAAAAAUGAUGCCUACACGGUUUAAUUAAGGGGAAAGUGAAUUAUGUAGUGUUUUACCAUUCUCAUUUCUUAUUCAUGUAGAACAGCAGGACAGCAGCAUAAUGCUGCAGCGGCACAAUCUUUUCUGGUUGUUUCUGGGCUGUCUGCAUUGCAUCCAUGUCAGCCAUUGAAAACCUUUGCAUGGCAGCAGGGUGUGCAUGUGCAAAUGCAUGUAGCUAAAACCAAGCCAUUAUCUCCAUGUCGUUCACUAUCGUUCAUUAAAUGCAGGCAGUAGCAUAAUGCCAAGUUGAUGUGAUAAUGUUGUGUGUGGGAAAAGAAGGUAUGGUAGUUGGAAAUCAAUAUUUUCACAGUGUUGAGAGCAAAUCACUUUGUGCUAGGCAUCUAAUCAGCUGUGGUUAAGGCGAGCUAAUGGAAGUGGAAUACAAGAAGAGGGCAGAGAAUCUUUUCUUGAUUGAAACUACUAUGCUAUUCAUACUGGGUGGGAGCUAAUGGCAACAGUUGCAGCCUUUGCAGCCAGCGAAGGUCACUCCCACCCUCGGGUAGUCGAACUGCCAAAGACUGAUGAAGGCCUGGGUUUCAACGUGAUGGGAGGAAAGGAACAGAAUUCCCCAAUUUAUAUCUCCCGAAUCAUCCCCGGAGGGGUAGCUGAAAGACACGGAGGGCUCAAGAGAGGCGACCAGCUGCUUUCAGUGAACGGAGUGAGUGUGGAAGGGGAGCACCACGAGAAAGCUGUGGAGCUACUCAAGGCUGCGAAGGACAGUGUGAAGCUGGUGGUCAGAUACACCCCAAAAGUCCUGGAGGAGAUGGAGGCUCGUUUUGAAAAGCUGCGGACAGCCCGGCGCCGGCAGCAGCAGCAAUUGCUCAUUCAGCAGCAGCAACAGCAGCAGCAGCAGCAGCAACCACAACAAAACCACAUGUCAUAGGCCGUGAAGAAAAGCUACCAGGUCAACCAUCAGACAGUCAAAAAUUUGAAACCGUGCUCCAGAAUCCCAGCACAUAGAAAAGGAAAAGGCAACACCAAUAACUGCACCCGUCACAAAGCUGUGAACACGUGCUGUCUCCAUCCUUUACCACGGCAAUUCAACAUCUUCCUCCUCUGGGUACCAGCCCCCUGCUCAUCGCUUUUUACCCACUCAGAUCUUCCAUUCACAGCAGUGGAAACUCCCAGUGUGUUGAGGGAGGGACUUCUCCAGUCUGCAGACUGAAGCAGUGUAAGAAUAAAGUCUGUGACUUUUGAACAAAUCACCAGGGCUAGGAUUAAGUGAUUCUUUAGUCUGAGGCUCUUCCGGAGGUUAGCGAACCCUUCAUUAGGCUAUAGUUCAAACUGCAUCAGUUCAAGGUUGUGGCCAUUUGAAAGGAACUUACACAUUGUCCCUUGCCCUCACCCGUUUCAUAGUCUAUAUUGCUGAGCUGUCCGAAUUGGAAUUUGAUUUAGUUAUAAACCCAACCUCCAUUCUCCUCUUGAAAAUGGCAAGUUCUUAUCUUACAUAAUCUCUUUAGAACCUGGAACCAGUUGGCUUUCUCAUUUUCUGUUUUUAUCCAUUUCUGAGUGUCUUAGCAGAGUAGGAAAUUUUAGCUGAACUUUUAAUUUUUAGAAGCAAGAGUUGGAACUCAACGCUGUGCUUUUUGAAAAUUUAAGUAUUGUUUAUAUCUAUUAUUAAUUUCAACAGAGUAUAAUGUAUAUUUUUUCCACAAAAUUCUUAAGACCAGAGUACACUUGCUCUAACUUGGUUCUUUGUUUACCAAGGUUUACCGCUCUGGUAAGAGAUUAUCUUCACUUUAUGAACUCAUCCUCAGUUGAUAAGUGUAACCAGCCCUCCAUAUUUUCUUGUUAAAAUUUAUUUAUUUUUAUUGAUAAACUUUGGAGAAGUCUAAACCCAUCCUGCACACAUUAGUGUGCUUUCAUAGAUAUCUAUUUGAUAUUUUAAAUCUUGGAGAUUUAUAAAACUGAAUUAUAAUAGGUACACAUAGGUAUACAUUCAAGGGGAUAUAUCACAGAAAGUUCUGAUUAAUUUCCCUAAAUACAAACUGUAUAUUUUUGACAGUCUAGUAUCAAAGGUAUUGGCCCACUUACAUUGAGGUAUGUGAAACCCAGUGGUACCAGUAUUGUGAAUGACAGACGCUGCUUCCUUCAAAGGGAAAUCUGUUUUAGUUUGCAUAUUCCCACUUGUAAAUACCCAAUAAGGUUUUUCAACUUUCACAAAAAUCUGUUAGGGCAUCCUGGACACAAAAUACAUUUUUUAGUUUAGAGUAAAUAUAGGCCCCUAAUAUGGUUUUCCAUACUGUAAUGAGAAGGAAACUUUAACUAUCUGAACAUGUAAAUACCUUAAGCACAAAAAUGUACACACACACACACACACAAAAGAAUAACUGUCUAGUUAAACCUAGUUGAACUGUUGAAAUAGAGUCAGAUAUUUUACUAUGUCCAAUUUUACAAGCAGAAAAUGGUUCCCCAUCAAGACACAACAAAUCUGAUAUUUCAGAUAGUCCUCCAACAUAAAAAAUUUCUGAAGCAUGGCUUACAAGUCAUCUUUUUGAAACUAAACAAAACCAAUUAGAUUUGCCCAGCAUGUUUUAUUUCACACUGUUGGGUGGCACUGUUGUCAGCAGAAAUGCCUUACUGCUCUAGGUAGUGCAUCACCAACCAGGGGACAAAGAGUGAGAAAGCCAAGAGCUACACCAGUUCAUUUCAAGACGAUCCUGUUACGGUAACAGCUUCCCAUCCUGAAAAACAUCAUUUUUUACAGGAGAGAGGUUGGGGGAGGUGUCAGCAAGAGCCAAGAAUGUUAUAUAAAAUAGGUCAAUAAAAGGGACAAGCAUGACAAAAAGAACGAAAUGGAGACUAUAUGAAUAUUAUUCAGUUUGAAAGAUAGUUCUCAUUUUUAUAAGAAAAAAAUAAUAAACCUAUAUUUUAGUUAUCAUUUAACAAAGAAAUAUUAAAGCUACUCAGAAGAUGCCACAACACUCUCAUAGAAGGAAGUCAUCUUACCCUUACAGUGAGAAAAUGGUCAUUUCAAUGAGUUUCAGUACCUUGUAUAAAUUUGGAGCUUAAGAUGAGUACGUUUUCACGUAGCUGUUAAGCAUUUAGUUAAUCUCGAAGUCAACAUAUGGUUUCCCAUCAAUACGAGUAUUGUCAGAAACAGCUAUGAAAUAAGCAGAUGCUUUCCACUGUUGUUUUCUAGAAGUCUCUGUAUUUUAUGCUUCAUUCGUACAGUGUGUCGUGCUGAUAAAUGUAUUCCAGGAUGUUUGUUGAGAUGAAGCAAUCCAUCAUACCUACAGAAGCCAAGGAUAGGUUAUAUGUCUUAGUGGGUCUCACAUACAAAUGGCUGGUUUACUUCAGUGAAGUUCAGCUUGUUGAAAUGCAAGCAUUUCCCUAAAAUUGUAAUCACGAGUGACAUCCACAAAGACUUACAGUGCCACCGAUGGGUCUCUGAAGUUUCAUUGAAGCAAGACGGAAAAGGAAGGACAAAUCUACCACAAUUUGGCCUGACAUUCUCUAUUCCUAAACAUAAAGCCAUUGACAUGUCUGAUGUCAUCCGUUCAAAGAAAAAGGCAGAAUAGACUACUCUUCCACUCCGUUCAAUACAAAUAUAAGAAAUGUUGUGUGAACAGUUAGGGAGAAACGGCUCUGACUUCUCAACAGAUAUCUGAUGAAGUGAAUCUCAGUUCUUUCCCUGGGUCAAGGUGGUUAGGCAGUGCAACAAACCUCUUCUGCGCAUUUUCCCUGCUGCAAUUUCUGAGGCAAGCCCAGAAGGUAAAAGAAUUACUGAACCUCUUCAUUGGAGCAUUUCCAUUUUGAUUCUGUCACCAUUUACAACGGGACAACUGCAGGGGGAUAAUGAGCCUAAAUUGCAAUCGACUUUGGAAGAAUAACAGACUUUGUCUUCCUCAAUCAUGUAAUCAAUAGGGAACUCUCUAGCUGUGAGAGCCACCCCUAUCUCUUAAGACUAUGCUAAGAUCUCAAUGAAAAGUCUAGCAACCAGGGGCUUGUUAAAAACUGGAGCUUGUAUCUAAAGAACUUAGAGACAAAUUACACUCAUUUACAAAUGAGGUUCUCAAACGUGACACCAAGCUGUUCCUAUUUCCUUUACGUGGGUGCACGUUCAGGGCACCAAACGUGGUACUUUGCUUUCUGCAUCUAUUACUAUCUAUGGGUGUGUGAAUGAGUGCCUGGAUUUUUCACCUCUUAGCAUGGCUUUGCUUUUAAGCACUCAUAGAUGAUAUUUAAGAGGAGCUUAUGACAAAAUUGUGACACAGAUAAAGAUCAUUCCCUGAGGAUUCAGCGAACCCUUUAAGUAAGACCUUUCCCACAUUCUGUCCUUAUUUAGAUCCCAAAUAAGACCAAGGGAUGUGACUGCAGCCCUGUGGAUGAACUGGCACACUGGGGGGCACUCAAUGACUAUUUGUUGAAUGAAUGAAUGAUUGAAGAGGGGAUAUAUGAAUUAAUUUUGACCUGACUAGCAUAUUAAUUGGCACUAGAAUUUCAUGUGUCAUAGUCAGAGCCAGGAUUUUCUCUAAGAUAGGAUCCGGAAUCAAAUUACAUGAACUAUCUCAAAGAUUUAAGGACCUUUAAGUCAGGGGAAAUGCUUGGGAAUUCAGGUUUACAGAAAUUUAUAAAAGUAGAAAAAAAUCUCUCUAGUUCUUUACAAAGCACUUGGACAACUUGGCAUGGGUGCUUCAAAUAUGGAACUUCAUUUCCAAAGUUUACAGAAGAUCAUGCUUUAGUUUCUUUUUGAAAAAAAAAGUUAUAUUGUCAAGCAUAUUUAAUUCCCCUAUGAUAUUUCUAUUUGUUAAAACAGUCCACGGUCCAUGAAAACAUCGUUUCUAAACUAGCUGCCUUCCAUGAUUACAUCCUUCAUCUUUCAUUCCUAGAAUGUACCUGAGCUACAGAUUGCUGCCAUGUCACCCCCAAAACCUCUCCAUGGAUCUAAUUAUUUAACAGAUAUUCCUGUGUCGCUGGUGCACGCUAGAUUCUGGAAAUGCACUGCGAAAGAAGACAAAUGUAAUGCCAUCCUAAGGUUCACGGUGAGGAACUCCUUAGCGCGUAUUCUGGCCAAACCCACUGGGUCCUCUUUCCACAUGCUAGAACAACUGCAAACCCUCACCCCGUGGGAGACAUGAAAUAUUUCCUGCGUAAUUUAUGUGAGCUUGCUUUUCUGAACAUACCCCUUAAAUGUGCCACAUCGUUUAGCCAUAAACCAAAGUUACAACCCAGUGACGUAGGCAGUUGUGACAGUCUUAACCAUGCAGUAGUACUUACCAGGCUGCAGCUUGUGUGCCAAAUGCUUUCACAAACCCCUCCCCAGGACAGCUCUACUCACUGGGCUCUAUUUACACACAGGAAAACAAAAGCACAGACUGCAUGACUUUGCCAAGGUCACCUGAUUAGCUUGUGGAGUUGGGACUUGAACCCAAGAAGCCUGACACAAUAGUUCAUGUGCCUAACUAUGAUCUGUGGGCUGUGGGAGCACUAGUAUAUUAAUAUGGAUGAGUCAUUGUAUAUAGAAUUACCCUGAAUUUGCAAAGUAGCAAAUAAAAGAUGUUAGUAAAUUACAACUCAUGCUAGUCAACAAAUCACACCAGAAAUAAAAACAAAACAGGGUGAGAACCGAAUCUUACUUCAUAGCAUUCAUUUAUGAACAGUACUUCAAGCCAGGGACAGGCAUCCAGGUUCAGGUCCAGAAAAUUUCUAUUUGUGAAAACGUUUCAAUGACUUCAGACGUAUUUAUUGUCAGCCACUGUGUCUAUCUGGUGCUACAAAAAACCGAAAGAACAAAAAUCCCUGCUCUAAGGGCUUCUACAUACACAGUGCAGAGAUGAAUCAAGGAUAUUUCAUCUUUAUAGGGAAGCAUUGGCCAAUUGUAUCCCCCCCCCCCCCCGUUGCAUUGCAUGUACAUCGUGUCUUUCCGAUUGUUUUUGUUGUUUUUACGAAAGAGCUGCAAAAUUGUGCAGUGGUUCAACCUGACCAAAGUGGUUUUAUGCUGCUGGGAAGUAAACAUAUUAGACACCA
Chionomys nivalis (European snow vole) is the source of this 6852-nucleotide messenger RNA. RefSeq names its product lin-7 homolog A, crumbs cell polarity complex component (gene Lin7a). Gene Ontology annotation, molecular function: L27 domain binding. The transcript is spliced from 6 exons. Bases 1331 to 1765 code for a protein of 144 amino acids. Gene Ontology annotation, biological process: maintenance of epithelial cell apical/basal polarity; neurotransmitter secretion; protein localization to basolateral plasma membrane. Gene Ontology annotation, cellular component: cell-cell junction; MPP7-DLG1-LIN7 complex; synapse. The record is from RefSeq and is a predicted model, not a curated record. Lineage: Eukaryota; Metazoa; Chordata; Mammalia; Rodentia; Cricetidae.